Molecule: messenger RNA, 15299 nt
Organism: Alexandromys fortis (reed vole)
Lineage: Eukaryota; Metazoa; Chordata; Mammalia; Rodentia; Cricetidae
Gene: CUNH10orf62
Product: chromosome unknown C10orf62 homolog
Exons: 1
Coding region: 6590-7498 (302 amino acids)
Source: RefSeq, a predicted model, not a curated record
UGGGAAGCCAGAUUGACUGAAGCGGUUGGGGGGGGGGGGGGCACGGGGGACGGGACGACAGGACACAGGUCUGGCACCAUGGACAGAGCCUCACCUGCCUUUGUUUCCCCAGCUGUGGAGGGCUGAGGCACCGUCUUCUCUACUCCCAGGGUUUUUGUGGGGAUCACGUGGGUCAGUGAAUGAGGACGUCCUUGUCUACCGGGCCCUCUGCUGAUGGGAAGGCCACUGGCCCGCUCACAUGGCAGAGCGGCCAGUAUCUGCCUCCCUUCCUCCCAAGCCUGCCUGGCAGAACUACUCAGUGUGCCGGCCCCUCUGGUUCACCUCUUGUUUUACACACAGGUCCGAGAGAUGUGAUCACCAUCCACAGCCACACAGCUAACACAUAGCGGCUGAGAUUUGAUCCGACUGAUUACAUACUCCAUUCUGUCCGCUUAUUCUAAUACCUCCUGAGUUGCUGGAUCCCCUCUAAGACCUAUUCCAACAAAUGCUGUUUGGUGUGGCUCUGCCUGAGCAGGCACAGGCUAGCAGCUAGGAUAGUGGCCUCUGGUUUCCAAUCACAGCUUUGCCAAUGGCCUUUCCUAUGGAAUACUCUUUGCCUGCUUCUCCAUAUGACAUAUAGGAGUGAUAAUGCCCAGGUUGUGGGGUAGCCAUAAGAAGAAUCUGGAAGAACAGGAGUGAAAACAUGCAUGGUAUAAAUUCUAGAGUGCUGUACAUUUGAAGGUAUCGAUUCCUGGAAUGAUGAUGAUUUUUUUUUUUGAUUUUUCGAGACAGGGUUUCUCCGUAGCUUUUGGUUCCUGUCCUGGAACUAGCUCUUGUAGACCAGACUGGCCUCGAACUCACAGAGAUCCGCCUGUCUCUGCCUUCCGAGUGCUGGGAUUAAAGGCAUGCGCCACCAACACCCGGCUGGAAUGAUGAUUAUUAAAAGUGCAAGUGUCUUUGCGGCAGAGCUGCUUUGUGACAGUGAGUCCCCCACCCCAGCUCAGUACUCAGAUGAUGACGAGUGUUUGUCAAGGGACAAAUUGCCUAUGGGUGCACACACUGAACAGGGCCAGUGUGUCUGGAGCUUGCUUAUGGUGGGUGGGGUUGGGCUGAGACUUGAUUUCCUUAAAGCAAAGCAUGACAGCCCUUAGCUUCAGAGAGAACACUUCGUCCGCUUCAGCUGAAGGACCAAGACACUCUAGGGCAGGGGCCGGAGGACUGGAUUUUGUAUACAUUGUGUUUCUGCCAUCCAGGAGUUCACAGAGACCUCCAGAAUUGUCUUUGGGUUUUCCCUUUUGCCUCCCUAACUGCUGCAACCAGCAUGGGGUACCCUAGACAAUUUUGGGGGGGAUUUGGUUUAUGGGUUCCUGAUGGUAUUUGAGUUCUCUAUUCACCUCAUACCAGGAAGUUGAGGGCUUUAGAGGUCAGGAACUAAGCCCUCAGGCUCUGAGGCAGCUCAACAUAAUUCUCCCAAGAUAGUCAACCAUGCAGCUGGCAUAGGGGGCAUAGAGUCAGGGGGUCCUGUCAUGUCUCCAGUGUGCAACCACAUAUUAAAUCUGUUUCUCUUGCCUUCCAGAAUAGAUUAUGCAGUCCAGUGCUCAGGGACAGAUGCAGACAGCUGUCACGUAGUACUUUGCAUGAGUGUGGGCAGCAAGUCCUCUAAAGAGAUGGAACCUGCCCUUGGUGCUUCCGUGAGUGAGCACAGUGUAUUCUAGAAGGAGUGCCUGAAGCUCUGGGGUUUUCUGGUUUUUUUUCUUUGUUUUUGUUUUUAUUUUGUUUAGUUCUUUUGAGACUGAGUUUUUCUGGGUAGCUCUGGCUGUCCUGGAACUCACUCUGUAAGCCAGGCUAGCCUCGAACUCAGAGAGAUCCGUCUGCCUCUGCCUCCCAAGUGCUGGAAUUAAAGAUGUGUACCACCACUGCCCAGCUGGUUUGUUUUUAUAUUUAUUUUUUAAGUAUUGCUGAUCUGUACUGAUUAUUUAAAUGAACAGUAUUCUUUUAAAAUAAAAGUUAAGGGACUCGUGAGAUUACACAUUGGGUAAAGGUUCUUGCUGCCAAGCCUGAUGACUUAAAUUCAGUCUCCAGAACCUAUGUAAGGUGGAAGAAGAGAACCAACUUCUGCAAGUCAUCUCCUGACCUCCACAAGCAUUCCAAGAGACAUGUGCCCUCCCUAAAAUGUAAAAUUUUUAUUUUUUAAGACAAAUUAGUUAAUGUUAUCAAAUACCAUACAAAAACCCACAAUAGCCAGGCAGUGGUGGCACAUGCCUAUAAUUAGUACCAGGGAGGUAGAAGCAGACAGAUCUCUAUGAGUUCAAGGCCAGCCUGGCCUACAGAAUGAGUUCCAGGACAGCCAAGGCUACACAGAGAAACCCUGUCUCACAGAGAAACCCUGUCUCAAAAAACCAACAACCAACCAAACAAAAAUGCACAAUAAAUAAUGAAAAGAGUAUGCCAAACCUUUAGCUUCUGUUUGCAGUAUUGAAAGUACAUGUCAGUUCUGAACCAAAAUAGUUCCAUUGAAGUACAAAACAGAAAUGAUAAGGAAGAAUCAAAAGAUGUGCAAUGGCUGCCUUUGGUGGUCAGCAAAACAAACCAACCACCAUUAGCUAUUUUGGAAAGAGAAAGUGGCUCCUAAUUUGUAGAUAAGGGAUAUCUUCAGUAGAUAAAUUAAUUACUAUUGGAGGAAGCCGCUUAUUGGUUCCUGGCUGCUUAAUCCCGAAAUAAUCACAUAGAAACUGUAUUAAUUAAAUCACUGCUUGGCCCAUUAGCUCUAGCUUCUUAUUGGCUAAUUCUUACAUCUUAACCCAUUUCUAUUAAUCUGUGUAUUGCCACGUGGAUGUGGCUUACUGGGUAAAAAUCUGUUCGGUGUCUGUCUCCGGCGGGGGCUACAUGGCAUCUCUCUGACUCUGCCUCUUUUCUUUCAGCAUGCCAUUUAGUUUUUCCUGCUUACCUAAGUUCUGCCCUAUCAACAGGCCAAGAUAGUUUUUUUUUUUUAUUCAUUAGUGGUAAUCACAGCAUAAAGAGGGGAAUCCCACGUCGGAAAUCCCACAUCAUACCGAACACUCAGAAAUCAUCUGCAACCAUAUCUUUUUUUUUUUUUUUUUUUUUUUGGUUUUUCGAGACAGGGUUUCUCUGUGGUUUUGGAGCCUGUCCUGGAACUAGCUCUUGUAGACCAGGCUGGUCUUGAACUCACAGAGAUCCGCCUGCCUCUGCCUCCCGAGUACUGGGAUUAAAGGCGUGUGCAACCACUGCCCGGCACCAGACAGUAAUCUUGAAACUCAACCACCACUCCACUUUCACAGGAUCCCAUAGAAAGAAUAUCACCCCCAUGAAAGCCAAAAGCAAUUCUAGAAGACGACGUCCCCUCCCCCAACAAAUUACAAACUGCAAAAGCUUGUCAGUCAUACAUAGAAGCAGCUCUUUGAGGCUAAGAAAAUCAGAAGCGGUGUUAGUACCAGCAAGCACAGGGUCUGCUCCUCUGGUUUACUGUCUUGUGCAAAAUGCAGGUUUGAGUGUUGUGCACAGUGUUUUAUGGUUAUUAAAAUGGGCCUUGAGUAAGGGUUAGAGUUCUGUAAUCUUAAACUUCAAAUUUUUAUUAAGUAAAAUAAAAGUUAUAACCAAAUUUGGUGUGCCUAAACAAGACCUGAACAAUGACAAUAUCGAUAGACAUGCUAACUUGAAAGAGGAAAUUCUCAUAGGGGUCACAUUCCUAGACAGAGAACUACAGCUAACUACUGACUGCUGAGAGAGGGAGAAUUAGUUUCACUCAGAAAUGAACCCCUAGUUAGUUAUCUAGUACAAAGUGGUAAGCCCAGAAAUCAUAUACACAUGGAGUCGGCAGAUUGUAUUUAUUUUAUUUAUGCAUAUAUACGUAACAAUAAAGAAAAAGAGGCCAUCAAUUUGAGAAAGAAUUAAUCAGGGAGACAUAGGAAAGGAACAAGGGAAGUAAUCUAAUUAUACUUUAAUUUAAUUAUUUUUUUCAGAACAGGGUUUCUCUGUAUAGCUCUAGCUGUCCUGGAAUUCACUCUCUAGACCAGGCUGGCCUUGAACUCACAGAGAUCCACCUGCCUCUGCCUUCUAAGUGCAGGGAUUAUAAGGCUUGUGCCACCACUGCCCAGCCAGACUAAUUUAAUUUUUUUUAUUUCUUUUUUUUAAAUUUUUUUAUAGCCUACAGCACCUGGUAUUCCCAGGUAAUUUAAAUUUUUUAAUAAAAAAACUUUUGGAAGGUCAUAGCCAAAGCCUAGAGGGAGGGGUUGUUCAGAAGGGCCAGUGACCCUGAACUCACACCUGUAAACAGCCUCACAGGUGAACUUUGAGUUGUUAUUUCCAGUGAGGUUAAUAGAAAUUCCCAGGAUAGUUCAACAAGGCUGGGGAGCUGAGGUCCCCUAAAGCUUUCAGCUGUACCUUAUUCCUACCACAUGUAAUGUGGACUAUGGUUUCUUCUGAAAAAAAAAAGUAUAUAUAAAAAUUAUUACUUGAUUAAAGAAAAUAUUUCAAAUAACUUUUUGAGGGGGAUGAGAGGUUGAGACAGACUCUUUCUACAUAGCCCUGGCUGUCUUGGAACUUACUUUGCAGACUAGGCUGGUCUUGAAUCUGCAGAGAUAUGCCUACCUUUACCUUCUGAAUGCUGGGAUUAAAGCUGUGUGCCACUAUGCCUGGUAUCAACUUUUCAAAAAAGAUUUACUUUGUAACGUUAUGUAGGUAUGUGUGCCUUCACAUCAGUGUUGACAGUGAUUUCUGUCCUGCCUGGUCCUGCAGUCAUUCAGUCUCAAAGAAAUACUCUGAGGUCUACAUUAAUUAUACUGGUUGGCCUAUUAGCUCAGGCUUCUUAUAAACUCUUAUAUCCUACAUUAACCCAUAAUUCUUGUCUGUGUCAGCCAUGUGACUUGGUACCUUUUAUCAGCGAGGCAGUCUCAUUUUCCUCUGUCUGAAGGACGACUGCAGACUGAACCUUUCCUUUUCCCAGAAUUCUCCUGUUCUGGUCACCCCACCCCUACUUCCUACCUGGCUACCGGCCAAUCAGCAUUUUAUUAAAACAGUACAAGUGACAAAACUUUACAAAGUACAGGACCAUUGUCCCACAGCACAUGGACAUGGGUAUGUUGAGUACAGGAACCAGAGGAGGACAGAGAUGUCAGAUCCAUUGGAGCUGGCAUUACAGAGACCAAGCUUGACAAGUGCUGAGCUUGACUCAACUUAGGCCCUCUAAAGAGUAGCAAGUGCUCUUGACCCAUCUCUCCAGCCCCUCAAAUAUCACAGCUUUUUUUUUUUUAGCAUUUAUUUUCUGUAUAUGAAUGCUCUGUCUACAUGUAUGCCUGCAUGCCAGAAGAGGGUGACAGAUCCCAUUAUAGAUGGCUGUGAGCCACCAUGUAGAUGCUGGAAAUUGAAUUCAAGACCUCUGGAAGAGCAGCCACUGAGCCAUUGCUCAGUCCCAAAUAACACAACUUUUUACAAGGACCAUUUGGGCCUUUCUGAGAGUGCUACAUGCUUUGAGGUAAACAGCAGUAGCCCAGACCCGUUCCUAGCCCCAAAUACACAGGAAUAAUUCAGGACCGUACAGGGAUGUGUGGCAAGCCUGACUAGCCAGGCUACCUGCUCAAAAUUUCGUGAUGCUUAUUUACCAGGGGCAAAAAAUUUGAAUCUUGGCUAGGCAUAGUAAUGCACACCUUUAAUCCCAGCACUUGGGGAGGCAGAAGCAGGUGGAUCUCUUGAGUUUGAGGGCAGCCUACUUUACAAAGUGAGCUCCAGGACAGCCAAUGCUGUUACAGAGAAACCCUGUUUCGAAAAACAAACAAACAAGCAAACAAUUUGGAUCUUCAAGCUAUCACUCAGGAAAGAUGUAGAAUGUAGAAUGACCCCAGGCCUUGGGGCCUGAUGUUUGUCCUAUCUACUCUGCCUUCUCAGCCCACUGCUUUGUCUGCUCUCAAUUGUGACCUCAUUGUUCCAGAAUGAGCUCCUUCCUGGGUCCUUUAGUUUCUGGACUCUCCCCUGUAAUGGAGCUAGGGCUGUAAGAGACAGUAUAUGUUGUGUUGACAGCAGGGAUGGUUUUCUUGGGGAGUUAUUGACCAGGAAUGGAUGCCAGUUCAGCUAAGGGGGGCCCAGUUUGCCAUGGCCAAACUGAUUCACUGUCCUCUGCACUCUGGGGGCCACUAGAUAAGGAAUGACGAGGGAAACCAAAGAAAAUAAGCAGGACAGAGUAGAAGACCUCACAGCCAGCAGAAGGCAGAAGCAUCUCAUAGCUAAAUGACACUUUUCCCACUGAGAGCAGGGGACAAGACCCAAACCUUACAUGAGGCUUGCCAGACUACGUCUGAGUGCUAAGGUGGCCUCACCUCACCCCAUCCCCCCUGGCUGCCUUCCUCACAAUGGGGUUUAUUGCUGAGGUGUCAGAGGGCAUACUAGAGGAGGGUGAGGCAGGGGCCUGCCUGCCAGACACCCGCAGGGCUCCGGCCCAUUCAAGCAUGAACCAUACCAUCUGGGCUCCGCCACUCCCAGCGCGUUCUUAGCUCUCUGCCUGAGGCCUAGGGCCCUGGAGGACUUCUUAGAGUUCCUCCAGCAACCAUCAUGCAAGGUGGUGCUGGGGACUGCCCUCGUGCUAGGAGGUGGAGGCCUCAUGCUGUGGGCUCAGAGGAGAAAAAGGAAGACAGAGUGUGCUCGAGACAAGUCUCCCGAAUCCUGCCUAUCAAAUGACAGCUGGAUCAAGUCUCACUUUAGCUGCCUCUCCGAAGAGAGGUUGCCCACCCACCGCUAUGUCAGCAACAAUGGCCCCUCGUAUGAAAAUAGGCAUGGGGAAGCCAACACCACAUUCCACAUGGACACCCUCACCUCCAAACACGGAGAAGGAAGCAUGGCUCUGCACCGAGAUUCCUUUGCCAGCAAACAGAAGGUGUCUGGGACCUCAGUGACCAAAGAGACCCAGAGGGAGUCAAGAAAGCCCUCGUCAAUGGAGGACGAAACAUGGGCCGCAGUGGCUGCUUGUGCCAAGGAGAUCGAUGCCAAGGGGCAUCACCUGGCUAAUUCCAUGCUGCAACGCGCCACGACCUACCAGCAUAUAGGUCACGUGGAAUCCAGGGACAUCAGCCCAGAAGAGCUGAAGGCUCUGGAGGAGGUGGAUAUAAAGCUGAAAGGGACUUUCCUCACUCAGCGGGAAACCUCCAUAGCUGGUUCCAACCAAAGUCACACCAUCUAUAGCCAGAGUCGCCAUGGGCACCAGAGCCAGCACAGGCAUUCAAACCACCAGAGUAAUCAGAGUCAUCCUGUUUACUCCAGCCACCAGGGUCAUCACCCAGAUCACUUGAGCCACCAGGGUCAUCCAAGUUACUCAAGUCACCAGAGCCACCAGAGUCAUCUGGGCCACUCAAGCCACCAGAGCCACCAGGGUCAUCCAAGUUACUCAAGUCACCAGAGCCACCAGAGUCAUCUGGGCCACUCAAACCACCAGAGCCACCAGGGUCAACCAGGUCACGCAAGCCAUCAGAGCCAUAGUCUGCCCAACCGCAGCCACCAAACCUAUGACUCUUGAAGCCACUUAACCAUGUGCCCCUUCCCCCAGCAGGGCCGGCUCACAUACGCAGGCCUGUUUUCUCUUCUAUGGGGAAACCUGCUUGGUCCAGGGUGAGAGGCUGCCACCCAAAUGCCUACUUCUGGCCCCCACGAGUGAGGGAGGAAGGGAUGCAGCUUCAACAGCCCGAGGGCCCUGAAGACCCACGAGAGAAGACAUGAGGCAGAUUACAGAAGCAGCCACCACAAGCCCCACACUGACUCCACAUGCCUGAAUGGAGCCAAUAAAGCCCUACAUGCCCUCAUUCUGCGUCCAGGGACUCUAUGGUCAGCUGAGUUCUGGGCAGGGUUGGAGGAGAGGGUGUGUCCCCAGCAGUUCUGUAGGUGGGCCUUGGCUGGGGGCCUUCUCAUUGCACCAGCCUUAAGACCAUAGCAGUUUCCCCUGCCAGAGGUCUCACACCCACCCGCCUACUGCUGCCAAGGAACCAGGGUGGAGCACGGGCUGGGCAAGAGGUGACCAGGGGCAGGCUUUCAGCAAAGAGUAAGUCGUAAGUCAUCCAGGUGGGACUUUGGGCCCCAUUCUCUUGGGUCCAUGGGGAUCCUGUGUCCACAGCUUAGAGCUGUAUAUGACACAUCUGGGUCAUGUCACCAUUGCUUGAGUCUUGUGACUGCUACAUCUGCUCCAGUGUUCAGACUACAGCUGCCUCCUGCCUCCUGUCCUCUUCCCCUCCCAAGGUUCUACCUUUCUGCUUAUCCUGAUGCCCGCCCCCCCUACAGCCUACCUUUCUUCCGGCCUCCUACACGCCUGGCAUUCUCUCUGAGUCUUCCUCCUAGGACCCUCUACCCCCAAAUCAAGCAGCCACUUCUGUGAGUCUUUAGACAGGUCAACAAGUCACUGCCUGACUCCAGGUAAAUCUUUGACAUAAAUUUGAGUCUGUUAAGUUUUUACCUUGUUGGUCUUAUCUGGGGCAAGUCACUGAGUAUAGCUAAGGUCAUAAACACCUUAAAUGUGGUCAGUUGAUUAGUAUUUUUUAGUUUCUGGACAUUGCUAGUAUAAAUUUGUAUGAAUGAAAUUUAAAUUUUUUUAAUUUGCUGUUGGCAUAUGAUAUGAACAUGUAGAGAUCAGAGGGCAAUCUUAUGGGGUCAUUUCUUUCUUCCCACCUUUGCAUGGAUCCAGGAAUUUGAUUCAGGUCUUCAGGUUUGCACUAUCAAGGUGGCAGGAGUUUUGGAACCACUGGACCAUUUCACUGCCCAAGUAUAUAUGAAUUUUUAUUUUCAUAGUUUUCAGCAGAAUAAAUAUAAACUGAGGGGAAACAAAAAAAAUUCCUUUGGAUGGUAGGAGUUCCAUCUGAGGAAUAUCCUAUAUUGGCAUAUUUUAAAUAUUUCAUAAAAUUUUGUACCUGUUGGUGGUUGCACAUGCCUUUAAUCCCAGCUCUUAGGAGGCAGAGGCAGGCAGAUCUCUGUGAGUUCGAGGCCAGCCUGGUCUGUAGAACAAGUUCUGGGACAACCAAGGCUACACAGAAAAACCCUGUCUCGAAAAACAAAAAACAAAAGCAAAACAGAGACAAAAAAAAAAUUGUAAUGAGGAGGCAGAAACAGGUGGAUCCCUGGUACUUCUGGUCAGUCAGCCUAGCUCACCUAGUGCACUGCAGACUAGGGAAAGAACAGAAAGAGAUUGUCGUCUGGUUGCCACAUAAAAGCCCAGCCCCAUGUGCGCACGCGCGCGCGCGCACACACACCCACACCCACACCCACGUACCUGCACAAACAUAGCCACUCAACAGACAAAACUGAAUUUUAAUUGAAAUUGUCAAUUUAAUUGAAAAUAAGUAGGGUUGAUCACAGAGCAAAGUAUUGGAGGCUAAAAACUUUCACAAAACUCAAAAGAGUGGUGAGAUUUGGCACCUGAAAAGACUAGAAAUACAAGCACAGAACUUGAGACACAGCUCAAUGAUGGAGCCCCUGGCUGCUAUGUUCAAGGCCAUGGGUUUGUUUCUUAGCCCAGAAAAGACAAAAGAGUGUAUACCUGGGACAUCUGAAAUCAUGUACUUAAAGACUUACAUAAAUUUUCUAAUUAGCUCACAAUUUUGGAAUACAUUUUUAAAAGUUUCAGCCAGGCACAGUGGUGUACUAAUGUAAUUUCAACAUUACAUUUAGGAGAGGCAAGAAGGUCAAGAGUUCAAGGUCAUCCCCAGCUACAUAGUUUGAGGCCAGCCUGGACAACAAGAGAUCUUGUGUCCAAAAAAAAAAUUAGAAAAAUAUUUCAAGUUGGCAAAAUUGUGUUCAGCUAGCACCCGUGUUCAUCCUUGGUUCUGUUUCUUGUGCUUAUAAGAUGUUAUCGGCAUUCCUUAUAUCCCAUUUUUAUCUCUGAAAUUCAAAGCUGAGACAGUUGCAGACAGUCCAUGAGCAUAUGCCAAAGUUCUAUUACUGUCCUGUUGUAGGCAAAAUGGCCCACGGGCAGACCACUUAAAUAUAGAUUUUGGUGUGAACAUUUUUAUUAGGGGGAAGAAAAGCCCAUCAGAUGACUGUUGAGACUGACGCGAAGGGCAGCUAAACAGCCACCAGAGUCUGGCCCGAGCUGGGAGGUGGCUGGCUUCCCAGAUCCAGACCUUAUUUGUUUGUUUGUUUACUUAUUUAUUUAUGCAGUAUCCUGCCUAUAGGCCAGAAGAGGGCACCAGUUCUUAUUACAGAAGGUUGUGAGCCACCAUGUGGUUGCUGGGAAUUGAACUCAGGACCCCUGGAAGAGCAUUCAGUGCUCUUAACCUCUGAGCCAUCUCUCCAGCCCCCUCCAUUAAAGUUCUUUAGGAAUUGCUUAAGCAUUUUGUCAGGCAUUUCGUCCUAGAGGGAGGUUAUAAAUUAGAUCAUGUUUUCUUUUUUUUUUUUUAAAAAAAAAAAAAAAAGGUCUGCUUCAGGCCUGCACAUUCAGGAUGGUUAUUUUAUACAGCAGAUUGUCAACACUCACCUCAGUGAGUCUGGGUUGGUCGCCAUUCCAAGGCUGUUCUUCCAGACUGGGUGACUCCAGGUCAAGCAAGAAGAGCACAUAGUAGGACAACAAGAUGCUAUGGGCUGCAGGGCCCCGAGGGACAGGGAUUUGAGACACUUACUCUAGGAUUGUGAGAGGUCUCGGCUGGCUUCGAAGCAGAAAGGCAUUCCAUAAGCUUCUGCGCAGAGGCAGGAGAAUGGCAGUGGUUGUGGGUGGGGGAGAACCCCGACAUUUGUUUUCGUGGUGCUUGGGAAUCCAACUAGGGCCUUGCACAACCAAGCAAGUGGUAUCCAAGGCAUGCCCCAGUCUGGAUUGAUGAAGAACAUUACUAGAUGGGGGAAGGCUAAGGAGAAAGCAGAAACCACUGUGGGACUUAGGACGAAGGAGGACUUUGGAGCCCAUCUGCUCCAGAUCUCGUCUUGUGGAAGAGGUCAGGGUGAGAAAGCUUGCCUGAUCCCUUGGAGUGGCUGAAGGACUCCAAGCACCUUCUGCAUGUGAGCACACACAGGGAACAUGAUUUAAAAAAAAAAAAAAAAAAAAAAGAACAGAGAGGGGGAACUCAGAGGAGAAGGGCUCAGUGGCCAGAGACCCACAGAGGGUCCCAGGAUACACUUGGGAGGAGGAGGUGAUGAUGAGUCACCAGGGUCACCCCUUCUGUGAGACACUGUGCUUGCUUUAGGCCACAGUAAAUCACCAGGUUGCCUCUGUAGCCCAGGCCUGCUCAGCACCCUUCUCAGGCCUCGCCCACCUGAGCGGCUUCCACAGUGAGAGGGACUUCUGUGCAAGGUGGGGACGGGAGUUGAGAGGUUCUCCCAUCUGGCCCAGCCACACUCGGGCUUUAAAGGGAACUUUCUUCCAACUCCAGGAGGAUUGCAGCUCACACCCACACAGCACUCGGCUCCAGUUAAGUUCUUUACAAAGAGCAUCUCAUUUUAACUUCACUGUUUGAGAAAAAUAACAGUAUCUCCACUUUUCAGUUACGGAAGCUUAAGUUUGGUUAAGCAAUUUUCUUUUUUUAAUUUAACUUUAUGUAUGUUGGUGUGAAGGUAUCAGAUUCCCUGGAACUGGAGUUACAGACAGUUGUGAGCUGCCAUGUGGGUACUGGGAAUUGAACCCGGGUCCUAUUGGAAGAACACCCAAUGUUCUUAACCGCUGAGCCAUCUCUCCAGCCCUCUUUUUAUCUUCUUUUUUUAAAGAAAUUUAUACACAUCUGUGUAAUUUGUGUCUGUCAUGUAUGUGUGUGUGUGUGUAGACUACAAAAGGGCCCUAGAUUCCCCAGAGGUGGGGUCACAGGCAGUUAUGAACUGCCUUGGAAACUGAGCUUGAUUGGACAUGCAGCCAGGGUAAGGAGGGGGCGAUUGGACAUGCAGCCAGGGUAAGGAGGGUGUUGUUUGCAGCACCAGUUCCUAGAUGUCAAAGUGCUUUCUGGGACAUUUUCCUAGCUGAGCCAUUAAAGCAACUCUGCAAGUCAGGGCUGGAAUGACUUUUACUUAUGACAUAGAAAAGGAAGUGAAGACUUGCAGGUGUGAUGACUUCCCAGGCUGCAUGCUUGGGAGUCAGGUACAGGCCUAGUGCCUGAUUCUGGAGGCAGGGUGGGGGCUGGGGUGGUAAGGAGUAAGUGUGAGAGGCUCUAUCUGCCAUAGGAGACUGGAAUAGAGGGCCUGCUGCUGCCUCUGGGGCCAUCAGACCCUGCUUUCUGCUUUGAGAGUCACCUAUGGAGCCCAGGGGCUGCUGUGAUUGAGUACGAGAUGAAAAGUGACUGUGGCUGGUUAGGGACCACAGCAUAUGCCUGUCACAACUCGAGGUAGCAGAUAACUUCAGCAACUAAAUAGAAGUGGCAUGAUCUCGGUUUUGAAAUGGCUAAGGGUUGGCCCAAUGUUGGUUAAAUGGGAGCCUUCCCCAGGGCAAGCAGCUUCUUCAAAGAGGUUGGACACUCCCAGGAAGCAGAACAAGAGGCUGCACUCUUCCCCAGUCCCAAGGACCCGACCUCAGGACACACUCACGCUGAAGCCAAACCCCAACUGUUCCAACACAUUCCUUGGGGUAUCACAAAGGAAAAGUCAGUGUCCAGCGAGAAGGUUCCGAGCAGCCCUCCUGGCAGCGGAGCCUAUCGCUUCUGUGAACAACGUGGAAAAUGUGGUAUGAAGUUGAGUCGGCAUCACACUGUGUCCCCUGAAGAGUGACUCACGGGAACACUGUCUCUUGGUCUCAGUGCCAGGAAACUCUGUGUUUCUCCAGGGCAGCUGCUUUGCUCUUGUCUUUCAGAUUCUGUGUAUCUGUUAGGGCCCACAUUUCCCUAGCAGUCUCUACUGGGAAGCUCCCAGUUAAAUUGAUGGUUUGUUACACACAGCUGUAGGGCACGGAUUUUGUAUGCUAAUACUGCGCCCAGCUUUUUUGUGUUUUUCUUCUCCCACUUCACUAUUUAUUUCUAAUCCUAGUGUGUUGUGUGCUGCGUUUGUACACUACUUGUGAUUCUUGUUCUCUCUCUCUCCUGGAAUUCACUCUGUAGACCAGACUGGCCUCAAACGCAGAAAUCCACCUGUCUCUGCCUCACGAAUGCUAGGAUUAAAGGUGUGUACCACCACCAUCUGACUAAUUUAUGAUUUUUAUUGUUUGUUUGAGACAGGGUCUCCCAAAUCCUACAGGCUGGCCUUGAACUCUUGAUUCUCUACUCUCCACCUCCCAAAUGUUGGAAUUAAAGAUGUGAGGUUUUUGUUUUGUUUUAAUGGAAGGACAGUGUCAUUAUUGCCUUUCCUGACACUGAUAAAAUACUCUGACUGAAUGGGGAAAAAAGAAAUAGAAAGGAAAGGCCAUGACUGCUCUUAGGUAUGGAGGAGAAAGUUUAUUGUAGAUAAAAGGGAUAACAUAGCCAGAGGCAGGAUCAUCUGGGGGAGUUGAAAGUGGACAGGAUCCUGAGCCACGGGAGCAGAGGGAGAAUGGGACGGGAAGGGAAGAAGAUGGAACCAGAUGCAGCAGCCUAGGCAAAGGUGAAAGGGGCAGGUAACCAGAAUGGCUAGAUUCCAAGGAAAGAGCCUCUACAGGAAGGGCAGCUAGCCCCUGGGCUGGAGAGUUGGGGUGGGGGUAAAAGGUGGGGUCUGCCAGUUAUCCUCUGUAACAGCUAGGGACUGAGGGAUGCUGGGAGAACCUAUUUGUUAAAUAAGCACCUCCACCAUUUGUCCCAGGGUUUGGGAGACUGAACACUGAGCAGCUUACAAGAGGAAGGGUUUGACUUAGUAUUUGAGGUUCCAGUCCAUCCCGGAGGGGAGGGGCGGGCCUUACAGAAGCAGGAACGAGGCAGCAAGUUGCAUUCACAAUCAAAAAGCAGAAAGCAAUGACCAUGCUCAGUCCAUUUUCUCCUCUUUAUACCAUCCAGAAUCCCAACUUAGUGAAUGGUUCUGCCCACAGUGGGGCUGGCCAGCCCUCUUCAGGUGACCUAAUCAAAAUAAUCCCCCACAGGUAUGCCUGGAGGCCUGGCUCCUGGGGGAGUCUAGAGCUCAUCAAAUGGACAGUUGGGGUUAACCAGUACAGGCAGGGAGAAGGAAAAGAGUAAAUGGGAAACCCAGGAGCAAUGUCUCUGCUAACACUCAUUCCCCGAGGUUCUGCCAAGAGUGUCAGUUCUGCUUGGCUUUCAAAGAAGUAAAAAUAUUGGUACCAUUAACUGAUAUGGGUUAGAAACCUCUCAAACAUGGGGCUGGAGAGAUGGCUCAGUGGUUAAGAGCACUGUCUGCCCUUCCAGAGGUCCUGAGUUCAUUUCCCAGCAACCACAUGGUGGCUCACAACCAUCUGUACUGAGAUCUGGCGCUCUCCUCUGGUGUGUGGGCAUACAUGGAGGCAGAAUGUUGUAUACAUAAUAAAUAAAAUAAAUCUUUAAAAAAAAAAAAAGAAACCUCUCAAACAAAUGGUUGAUAAAACAGGAGGGUGAGCCGGGCAUGGUAGUCCACGCCUUUAAUACCAGCAUUCCAGAGGCAGAUGGAUCUUUAUGAGUUCCCAGUCAGCCAAGGCUACAUAGUGAGACCCUGUCUCAAACAAAACAGCAAGGUGACAAAAAAGAAAAAAAAAAUGCAGUGAGACACCACUUUUGACACAGAAAAUGGCAAAUGUUAGUUCUGAGGAUACCCAGAGUUGGCAUGGGUGAACAGUCAGUUAGCUUUCCUGCUGUGGUGUGUGUGCUGACCAAUUGGAAGCCUGGCACCCAGGAAACUAUACACAGACGUGACUGUCGGGCCUAACUACAGGAACACAGAAGGAAUCCCUAGACAUAGCCAAAGAUUUUUCCAGAAAACGUUCGUUUCAGCGUCAUUUGCAGCAGCAGACAAGAAGUCGAAAUGUCCUCGAGGACAACUGAACAUUGUAUAGAAAUAGAGCACACGAAUCAGAGCUUUGUAUUCUGCUGCAGACAAACGCAAAACAAUGCCAAACGAAAAUAGCAAACUGCAGGUUAUGUAAGCCUGGCUCCAUUUCUCUGAAGUAUAAGUCAUCUUAUUUCUGGGUCCUUAUAUUUGUUGCACGUGUAUAAAGAUAUGAAAGAAAACAGUAAACACCUGAGCUGGGGCAGAAAGCCCAAGUGGGAGAUAAUGGGAAGGGUGGUCAUGGACGCAGCGAACAUGGGUGCAGGCUGUGUUAUAGGCCGUUCUUUCUGGUACAGUUAAAGUAUCUCACUCAAAGCAAAAUGGGGGGUGCACUGCUAUGCAUCUGUUGAGAGCCCUGUGUUUAUGUCAGGACAGGGAUGGGAAGGGUGGGCAGAAAGCCCUGGUGGGAAAGUAACUCUGGGGACUGCAGUACCAGCAUCCUGAUGCUCCCUAGAGGGUAGGAAUGGGUGGGUUGCAGUCAUGGGGCUCUG